Coccomyxa subellipsoidea C-169 is the source of this 2194-nucleotide messenger RNA. Its product is annotated as NPD-domain-containing protein. The record is from RefSeq and is a predicted model, not a curated record. NCBI's taxonomy places the organism in Eukaryota, Viridiplantae, Chlorophyta, Trebouxiophyceae, Coccomyxaceae. The transcript is spliced from 8 exons. Bases 1 to 1011 code for a protein of 336 amino acids. Gene Ontology annotation, molecular function: nitronate monooxygenase activity.
AUGGCUGGCGUUUCAGGACCUGCCUUAGCCGCAGCGGUUGCCAGGGCUGGAGGACUGGGGCUCCUCGGCGCUGCGAGAUACACCGAGGCACAACUUCGCAAGGAGUUUGGAGAUGCUCAGCAGUUGGCGAAGGGCAAAGGGGCGGUUGGCAUCGGCCUGAUGGCCUUCACAAACACACAGCUCCUGGCUACUGCAAUCGACCUCAAUCCCCACACCAUCUGGUUGUCCUUUGGGGAUGUGGCGCCAAUGGCAGCCCAAGUGAAGGCGGCAGGCAUCAAGCUCAUGAUCCAGGUGCAGAGCGUGGAGCAGGCUGUGCGCGCUGUGUCCCUGGGAGCAGAUGCUAUCGUCGCGCAGGGCACGGAGAGCGGGGGUCACGGCGCGAGCCCCACAGGGACCUUCUGUUUUGUGCCAGAGGUAGUGGAUGCAGUGGCAGGGAUCGCUGCGGAGACCGGCGCGCCUCCGGUGCCUGUUUUGGCUGCCGGGGGCGUUGCAGAUGGCCGGCAGGUAGCUGCUGCGCUGGCGCUGGGGGCAUCAGGAGCAGUGCUUGGCACGGUACUGGUUGCCACUGAGGAGAGCAUGUUCCCAGCUGCAUGGAAGGAGCGCUAUGUGGCUUCGUCGGCGGACGACACGGCUAGGACGGUGCUGUUUGACGCGCUCGGCCCCAUCGAGUGGCCGCGCGGCAUCGACGGCCGCGCGCUGAGAAACCGAUUCACCGACGCCAACCAAGAGCAGCUGCUGGGCAAAGCGAGUGUUCACCGCUGCACCUUCCCUGACUACAUCCUUGAAAAUUCUUACUGUGUCAAGAAGCAGGAGAGGGCGGACGAGAGGGAACGCAUGCAGGCGGAGCUGGACAGCGGCCGGGCGGAAGCCGAUCCGGAAGUUGCCCCGCUGUGGUGCGGCGCCGGUGUGGGGCUUAUUCACAGCAUUCCCCCGGCAGAAACCCUGGUCAGGGGGAUUGUGGCGGACGCGGCGGCCACUGUAGCAAAGCUGCACAGCUUGGUGGAGUCCUGAUUGCGGCGUGCUUCCUUGAUACAGCUUGCGCAAGUGCUAGUUCACUUGCAUGCGCACUAGAGGUUUUGGUUUUGCCAUGUAUGUGUUGCAGGAUUGAGUAAUAAUACGGCUUGGGCAAGUGCUAGUUCACUUGCAUGCGCACUGGGGAGUGUUAACAACGUUGGUUUGCCAUGUACGUGUUGCAGGAAUGAUUGAAGGACGUCUGAUGUCCAGAUCCAACCUAUAUCAGAUUGCCCCUUUUUGGGGUCAGAUCAGGGAUUUUCAGAACAUUUGGACGUGCGCCUUGGGUUGCGGCAUGUGCAUAAGGGGAUAGGAGGCUGACAAAUGCAUGCGGAAUUAUGUGUCAUGCAUGUGAUCUGUGAUCAUAUGAUCUGCUGGUUUCAAGUUAUCCUCACUGGUAUCAUGAGUGAUAGCGCUAGUCAGCGCUUUUUAUAAAUGUGACGUAAAUGUGGUUAUACCCGAGUUUGGUGGGUCUGCACUUUGUGAUGUCUGUUUGCUUGGCGCUUUACACCCGAUAUGGUACAUUACUGGGUUCGUUAAAGACAUAUGGGAUACAACUUCGGCAGCUGCAUCAUGCAGCACUGUCUUCAUACGGUAAGAAGAACGCCAAUUUUUAUGCAUACAUAUAGAGGCAUCUCUGCCCAAUCUUCUCGUGAUACUCCACAGCAUCUGGACCUGCUCGAAUUCGAAGCUCUCACUUUCAAACUAUCUCUCGUAUUUUCUUCUCUGUACUGGCUUAUUCAACCAGCUGGCCUGAUCACAUCAAGGACCCAAGCUAUCCACUUCUCCAAUUGGUAUCCUCAAAGCACAACCCAACAGCUUGGGCACACGACCUUCGUUGUUGAGCACUGCGUGCUUCACAAUCAUCGCCUCUCCUAAAUCUUGGAACACCCGGUUGCAUACUGUACACCAGCAUCCAGAACCUUCGCAGCCUCUUGCCGGCAUGCAAGCAGUUUCUAUGCUUCCUUACAUACAUUCCACAGAUUGGCACAACUUUGCCUAUUUUGCCGCUGCGGCAGAUCUUCAGAAGAAGCGGCCGGAGGGCUGGAAAACCUGGUGCCCAGCGCGGCGUUUAGCGCGCGUGGAAAAGCGGGGGGACCGGGCGCCACCGCUGCCCUUGGGCUCCCCCUUGGUGGCCGCCAGGCGGACCUCCCGGCUGUGAUCCCUCAGCUCCGCGCGCCUG